UCUGCGUCUGCGCGCAGUUCGAACAAGUUAAGAGACUAAAAUCACCAUCUCAGUGCAGUGCUCAAGAGGGUUACUAAGAAAAACCCUAGAAGGCAGUGACUAAAAACCAUUGUAAGCCGCAGAUAGUGUUUUUUUGUGUUCAUUCAAAGCUGGGAAAACGUUUAAGCCCGAUAGCACUCAAGUUUUUAUCUUCUUCGGGCCAUUGAGCAAUAUUCCUAGAGCCAUUUUCAAUAAGGAAUAAACAAUUAAUUCAAUAUUAAAAACAUAAAAGGAAACCAGACACCAAGCCACUGGAUACGAUCCCCGUCAACAUGUCCGCCAGCCCCUCAGCCUGCGAUUGUUUAGUGGGCGUGCCCACUGGACCCACCCUCGCCUCCACUUGCGGUGGCAGCGCCUUCAUGCUGUUCAUGGGCCUCCUGGAGGUGUUUAUACGCUCCCAGUGCGAUCUGGAGGAUCCAUGCGGUCGGGCCAGCUCUCGGUUUCGAUCGGAGCCGGACUACGAGUACGAUUUCAUUGUCAUUGGCGGUGGCUCUGCGGGCUCUGUGGUUGCCUCCCGACUCUCCGAGGUGCCCCAAUGGAAGGUCCUGCUGAUAGAAGCCGGUGGCGAUGAACCUGUCGGAGCCCAGAUUCCCUCGAUGUUCCUAAACUUCAUUGGCAGCGACAUCGACUACCGCUACAACACGGAACCGGAGCGGAUGGCCUGCCUGUCCUCGAUGGAGCAGCGCUGCUACUGGCCACGUGGCAAGGUCCUCGGCGGCACUUCGGUGAUGAACGGGAUGAUGUACAUUCGAGGCAACCGCGAGGACUACGACGAGUGGGCAGCUCAGGGAAAUCCCGGCUGGGCCUACAACGACGUGCUGCCGUUCUUCAAAAAGUCGGAGGAUAACCUAGAACUGGAUGAUGUGGGCACUGAAUAUCACGCCAAGGGCGGCCUGUUGCCCGUGGGCAAGUUCCCGUAUAACCCACCUUUGUCCUAUGCCAUUCUUAAGGCCGGCGAGGAGUUGGGCUUCUCUGUGCAGGAUCUCAACGGUCAGAACUCUACCGGGUUUAUGAUUGCCCAGAUGACAGCCCGUAAUGGUAUCAGAUAUAGCUCCGCUAGGGCUUUCCUGCGACCGGCUCGCAUGCGCAACAACCUUCACAUCCUGCUUAACACCACAGCGACCAAGAUCCUGAUCCAUCCGCACACCAAGAAUGUUUUGGGUGUGGAAGUGAGCGACCAAUUCGGGAGCAUGCGCAAAAUCCUUGUGAAAAAGGAGGUGGUUUUGAGUGCUGGGGCUGUUAACUCUCCUCAGAUCCUGCUUUUGAGUGGUGUGGGUCCCAAGGACGAGCUGCAGCAGGUGAAUGUGAGGACGGUGCACAAUCUUCCAGGCGUGGGAAAGAACCUGCAAAACCACGUGGCCUUCUUUACCAACUUUUUCAUCGACGAUGCGGACACGGCCCCACUUAACUGGGCUACGGCUAUGGAGUACUUGCUGUUCCGGGACGGUCUAAUGUCCGGCACUGGCAUUUCGGAUGUGACCGGAAAACUGGCAACUCGUUGGGCUGACAGGCCAGAUCUUCCCGAUCUCCAGCUCUACUUUGGCGGCUACCUGGCUAGUUGUGCCCGCACGGGACAGGUGGGCGAGUUGCUCUCCAACAACUCCCGGGCCAUACAGAUCUUCCCAGCAGUAUUGAACCCCCGAUCGCGGGGAUUCAUUGGCCUGCGCUCCGCAGAUCCUCUAGACCCGCCGCGUAUUGUCGCCAAUUACCUGACCGACGAGCGAGAUUUGAAGACCCUGGUGGAGGGCAUCAAGUUCGCCAUCCGGCUGUCGCAAACAACGCCGCUGAAGCAGUACGGCAUGCGGCUGGACAAGACGGUGGUGAAGGGAUGCGAGGCCCCUGCCUUUGGAAGCGAUGCCUACUGGGAGUGCGCCGUGAGGCAGAAUACGGGUCCGGAGAACCACCAGGCCGGCUCCUGCAAAAUGGGUCCCAGCCACGAUCCCAUGGCAGUGGUCAAUCACGAACUGCGCGUGCAUGGCAUUCGUGGACUCCGCGUCAUGGACACCAGCAUAAUGCCGAAGGUCACUGCUGGCAACACGCAUGCUCCUGCCGUGAUGAUAGCGGAGAAGGGGGCCUACCUGUUGAAGAGGGCCUGGGGCGCCAAGGUCUGACGCGUGGAUGCGACGUGGACGUUGCAUAGAGUAAUUUAAUCAGAACCCAAGCGAAAAUUACUGCGAGUAAAAAUUUAAGCGAAAUUACACUUAAGGCACCUCAGAUCCAAAACUAAACUUUUCUAUAUACUACCUUGGUAUAAUCUAAUUUAAUCCAAUCCAAUACGAAGGCUUCUCACUCUAGGCACACCGCGUUGCGCAAUCUCCAUUAAUAUUCAACAUAAGUUAGCAAGCUACUUUUAAACUAACUACUCUGACCCACUGAAUAUGUAGUCGAACUUCUUUAACUGCACAUUUAACUACAGUCUUCAAUUAAAACACGAUAAAAUGCAUAAACUUAAUUUUGCAUACAUUAAAAAUAGUUUCUUUUUUAUUUUGGUGGUUUUCAAUUAAUCGUAAAUUCUUUUACAAAAUCGCAGACUUUGAAUUUGGUUUAAAUUACAAACAUUUAUGACAGUUUUAGUUAGAUAAGUUUGACUACAUAGGUUUCGUUCAAUGUUCGUUUUGUAAUGAACGUUGAGUUGACCAUUUAAAAACUACACUUAACCUACGUAAUUUAUGGGGACCCACUGAUCAUGUAAAUUUUGCAUGUUGUUCGUGGGACUUUAAAUUCACUAUAUUUAAACUAAUUCUUGUGACCCAUUGACAAUGUAAAUUUCGUUUAUCGUUCAUUUUGCAAUUGCAUCGUUGAAUGAUGUCCUAUAUUUCUGUAUACGCGUAUAUGACAUGUAUUUAUUGUUCGAUUAAAGUGCAACAAUUUAGUUUAACUGCCAAA
Molecule: messenger RNA, 2925 nt
Organism: Drosophila rhopaloa
Lineage: Eukaryota; Metazoa; Arthropoda; Insecta; Diptera; Drosophilidae
Gene: Gld
Product: glucose dehydrogenase [FAD, quinone]
Exons: 4
Molecular function (GO): flavin adenine dinucleotide binding; oxidoreductase activity, acting on CH-OH group of donors
Source: RefSeq, a predicted model, not a curated record